This is a messenger RNA of Vespa mandarinia (Asian giant hornet), 867 nucleotides long. RefSeq lists its product as uncharacterized. The record is from RefSeq and is a predicted model, not a curated record. Lineage: Eukaryota; Metazoa; Arthropoda; Insecta; Hymenoptera; Vespidae.
AUGAACCUUCACGGACCGGGGGAAGAAAAACAACGCCUUUACAGCGGCGUGAUCCACUCGGUGCUCCUUUAUGGUGCGCCAGUGUGGUGGCGCGCCGUUGUGGAGGACAUGAGGAUCGGGUGGGCUGUUCGGAGCCUCCAGAGGAUCCGGGUGCGUUGUGCCUAUAGAACGGGCUCCUUCCACGCGACUAUGAUGAAUGCAGGGAUUAUUCCUCUCCCUCAUCUGGCAUUCCGACUGGCGGAUAUGUAUGCGGCUGUUAGAGACGCGGAGGAUCCUGUUCCCACGUAUACCAAGGCUAUAUUGGGGAAUCUUGUCAGACUAACAACGGGAGUGCAUGCGAGGGUGGCUAUUACAGAAUGGUUAUCUAAGUGGAUUGGGUUGCCGUUCUCUAAUGGAACGAGAUUUCACAUCACACAGCUGAGUACCGACUAUGACUGUUUCUUUAUGUACUUAAAUAAGAUAAGAAAGAUUCCCUCCUCACGGUGUUCUCACUGCGGAUGGAGUGUGUAUACGUCGGAGCACACCCUGAUCGACUGCCCGACGUGGACAGAUGCCAGGAAUGGGUUGAUCGAUUCGGUGGAGGGAGGGCAGCUAACCGUUUCCGUGAUAGUCAGGAUCUCCCUACCUGUCCCAGGGGGAUGGGCAGAUUUCCAGACCUUCGCAGGGCGGGUCAUACGUGCAAAGGUGAAUGUUGAGAGGCUCAAGGAACGGACGCAAGAAGAAGGAUGUAUGAGUAAGCAUGCUGGUGUGCAUGUGGACAUGAAUGCGAACUAUAGGCCGCAUAGGAGAGUAGUUCCAGUGCGGCCACUUCUGAUAAGGCUUCGAUCUGUUCAGGCUGUGACUGGUUCACGCGUCACUACCCUCUAG